Molecule: messenger RNA, 3116 nt
Organism: Coregonus sp. 'balchen'
Lineage: Eukaryota; Metazoa; Chordata; Actinopteri; Salmoniformes; Salmonidae
Source: the annotation of a GenBank genome assembly
AGAGCUAAAACCGUGGGUCACCCCCACCAACACCAUCACCAACACCCACACCCGGGAGCUGUCGCCAACGGCAACAUGGGUCCCACCAUGGGUCACAUGAUGGAGAUGUCACCGCGGCAACGGCACACUCACCUGCAGCAGCAGCAGCAUCAUCAGCACCUGCAGCAGGCUCAGCCCAUCUCCUACCAGCAGCACUGCCACGCCCCUCCACAUCACCUAGGAAACACCCACAGCCAGGGCCACCAAUCAGGAAACGUGCCGCAUCAUCCGGUUCACCAAUCACCUCCCUCGCACCUGCAGGCCAGCCACACCCACCAGACCUCGCCUCACCUGCCCCUCCACUCCAUAGCUGCUCAGGUACAGUAUUACCUAAGUAUUGUCAUGACAACCACUCUGACAACCACUCUGUAUUAAGUUUUGUUAGUUUAACAUGAGGGUGGUUGCCAAUUGCUGUAAUCUGACAUCUGUAACAUCGACUGUCAUCACAGUUCAUCACCACUGUUACAUCAACAUUAUGGCACUAUUGCUUAGACCGUUUGCAUCCCAAAUGAACCCCUGUUUCCUAUGUAGUGCACUCAAAAGUAAAUAGGAAUUAGGGUGCUAUUUGGAAGACAGCCCUUAUCACAGAGGAUCCAAAGUUUUACUGGUUCUUAGUAAAUAUUGUUUCAUGACCCGUGUUUGUCUGUUGUGCAGUUGUCUCCAGCAACGCAGCAGAUGCAUUCAUCCCAGCAGACACAUUCCCUGCAUGCAGGCCAGGUGACUGGAGGACGUCGCAGGAGGUCUGUGGACCAGGACCCAGACGAGCGCAGGCAGAAGUUCCUUGAACGAAACCGAGCUGCGGCCACGCGAUGCAGACAGAAGAGGAAGGUCUGGGUGUCUGCUCUGGAGAAGAAGGCAGAGGAGCUCACCCACAACAACAUGCAGCUGCAGGUAGGUUUAUACUAGGGUUGUCACCAUACCAGUUCUCCCUUGCAAAAAGUUAAACUCAAAGCAGACUAAACUCUUUGGUCCUUUAAAAACCUACUUUAUGUAAAAUAUUGUGUGCUAUAGCUUGGAAAUAAAAACGUGAUUCUGGGUGACAUGAGGCUGUUUGUUUCUAACAUUAGGACUGUUUUCCUCAGGAAAUGUUUCCUUGCCACGAUACCUCUGAGUGCUGCCAUACUGCUAGUGUGACAACCCUAGUUUAUACGUUAAAUAAAGUAUGCACACAUGACUGUAAGUCGCUUUGGAUAAAAGCGUCUGCUAAAUGGCAUAUUAUAUUAUUAUUAUUAUACACACGCAUGCACAUGCACACACAAGUUUACGCACACACACACACACACUCACACAUUGUCACACUAUCACUAACCUUUCUGUCCCUCUGGCCAUUCCAGAACGAGGUGACCACUCUGAGGUCAGAGGUUGGCCAGCUGAAGCAGAUCCUGCUGACCCAUAAAGACUGUCCCGUCACCGCCCGCCAGAGAGAAUCACAGGGGUACCUCAGUGAGUAACACCCCUACCCCGCCCAUCCCGAAAACACCCAGAGGUAUACACCUACCCUCUACUAUACUCAUAUCCCAAAACACAGAUUCCUACUCCUAUCCCAAAACACAGACUCCUACUCUUAUCCCAAAACACAGAUUCCUACUCCUAUCCCAAAACACAGACUCCUACUCUUAUCCCAAAACACAGAUUCCUACUCCUAUCCAAAAACACAGACUCCUACUCUUAUCCCAAAACACAGAUUCCUACUCCUAUCCAAAAACACAGAUUCCUACUCCUAUCCCAAAACAGAUUCCUACUCCUAUCCCAAAACACAGACUCCUACUCCUAUCCCAAAACACAGAUUCCUACUCCUAUCCCAAAACACAGAUUCCUACUACUACAGUAUCCCAAAACACAGACUCCUACUCCUAUCCCAAAACACAGAUUCCUACUCCUAUCCCAAAACACAGAUUCCUACUCCUAUCCCAUACUGUACCAUCUGCACUGUCUGGACGCGGUCCCAUGUGAGUGUGAUGGGCCUGCUACAUAGGACACUUUUGCAGAGCGUGAGACACGCCUAUAGUUUUUUAUGAAACCUGGGUGUAAGCAGCAAUCCACUGGGCACACACUGGUUUAAUCAACGUUGUUUCCACGUCUUUUCAAUGAAAUUACAUUGAACCCACAGGAGGUUGGUGGCACUUUAAUUGGGGAGGAUGAGCUCGUGGUAAUGGCUAGAGCGGAAUCAGUGGAAUGGUAUCAAAUACAUCAAAUACAUGGUUUCCAUGUGUUUGAUGCCAUUCCAUUCGCUCCGUUUCAGCCAUUAUUAUGAGCCGUCCUCCCCUCAGCAGCCUCCACUGGUUGAACCAGCGUAGAGUAGACGUUGAAUUGUGCCCAGUGGGAUGGCUCUGUGAGAGACUCGUGCUGCUCUGCGUAAAAUUCCGCUCUGGUUCUAUUUUCAUGAAUUCAAGGCGUGACUCAUGCCCAAGAACACUUGAUGAAGUGCACUCUGCGCACACCGGCUAAAGGUUACACGUCCAGGGUAGCAGCUUAAAGCCUAAAGUUUUCUUGAUGCCCCAGUGUAGCUCCCCUGUGAGAGGGUCUCCCCAAUUCAAGAAACAUCCAGAGUCAAAAAUACAGGUAUCUCAGAAACACAGGGCUACAGUCUCGCAAUGGUUGGCAUAUACGGUUAAAAAGUGAGAUGGAAAACCCCUUUUCACCUUGAUGACUGAAUUUAAACAUCUAUGAUGCCUAUUCUUGUAAGAAGGACAAUUGAUGUAACCAGUGAGCACAUUCUUGGGAGUUAUACAGACCGAUGUGCUUUAUUUGGUAUAUUUCAAUUUUUGCUCUAUUUGCUCCACUGUAAUGCAAAUGUCCAAAUAAAAGAGCUAUUUUCCUUAUAUGAACUGUACAUGAGUUGUCAUUAAUUAUAUAACGUAUUACUUUCCUCUGGACCCAGAUCUUACAGAGAGAGAGGGAGCUAUCAAACACUAGCCAGGUCAAUUUGAUUGACAGCUGUCUCUGUGCCCCAGGUCCAGGGAGUUCGACAGGAAGUCCCUCCCCCCUGUGUCCCGGGUCGCAGCAGCAGGCCAUCCAAUCCAACAGCAUCUCCACCUCCUCAGCUGGAGGGGGCGAUGGAGCGCACAGGAAUUAAA